Nanorana parkeri is the source of this 2135-nucleotide messenger RNA. RefSeq names its product calpain-9-like. Gene Ontology annotation, molecular function: calcium-dependent cysteine-type endopeptidase activity. Gene Ontology annotation, cellular component: cytoplasm. The transcript is spliced from 21 exons. Lineage: Eukaryota; Metazoa; Chordata; Amphibia; Anura; Dicroglossidae. Gene Ontology annotation, biological process: proteolysis. Bases 106 to 2106 code for a protein of 666 amino acids. The record is from RefSeq and is a predicted model, not a curated record.
CAUAGCAUGUCUGAAUGUGUCUGAUGAAGAGUGAUCAUUCUCAAAGGUGUCUUGGCUCCUCAGGUCUGCAUACAAGGAAGAAGCCCUUAUGUUUGAUGAUGGUGGAUGAUGGAACCUCUUCCUUCUAAGAGAAUCAAGUCUACUCACCCUGAUAAUGAUUCCUCCUUAUCGAGAGCCACUCCACUUGUAUCCCAACAACUUUUAUUUGUGGACUCCACUUUCCCUCAGGAUGAGGCUCUGCAAGUGGAAGGAAUAAAGUGGAAGAGGCCUGAGGAAAUCUGUGACUGUCCACGCUUCAUUGUGGAUGGAGCCACCAGAAUGGAUAUUUGCCAGGGGAACCUGAGUAAUUGCUGGUUCCUUUCAGCCGUCGCCUGUCUGUCACUGUACCCUCAGCUCCUGGAACAGGUCAUGCCCACGGAACAAGACUUUGGGGAUGGGUAUAAUGGCAAGUUUAGAUUCCAGUUCUGGCAGUAUGGGAAAUGGGUGGAGGUAGUGGUGGACGAUCUGCUGCCAACAGUGCAGACCCUGCAGAAUGGAAGAGAUCACUACAAUUUACUUUUUGUGAAUUCCAAGGACAAGAACGAGUUCUGGAGUUCGCUGCUUGAGAAAGCUUAUGCCAAGCUCAAAGGCGGGUACUCUGCUCUGCAGAUGGGCUUCGCUGGAGAAGCUCUGGAAGACUUGACUGGUGGUGUGGUACAGAGCAGUAAUACCAACUGCCCAGCUCCAGAAUUGUGGAGACUCCUGGACAAUAUUCUUCAGAGAAGAGCUCUCAUCUGCUGUGGAAACACCCAGGGAGAAAUUGAAACAUCUAAUUUGAUGGGAAUUCUCAGCCAUCACAUGUACUCUGUGACCGGAACCAAAGAAGUUCAGACUAUACAGGGGCCAGUAUCUCUGCUCCGGGUCAGGAACCCCUGGGGACACACUGAGUGGACGGGGCCCUGGAGAGAUGGGGGGCCAGAAUGGCAUACUGUGAUCAAACCCGACCUGACAGAGAAUGUAAUUUUGGAGGAUGGAGAAUUCUGGAUUGCAGUUGAGGAUUUCAAAGAGAAUUUCCAGUUUCUGGAGAUCUGUCACUUGGGACCCCAGAGCCUCUUGGAAAUUGGGGGUGCUGCGAAACCUUGGGAUUAUGUGAUGUAUGAAGGGCGCUGGGUGAAAGGACUGUCAGCGGGUGGCGGCCCUACCUCUGAUUAUUAUUGGAUGAACCCACAGUUUUCACUGACACUCUCAGGAAAUGAUAAUAACACUUUGUGCAGCUUUAUUGUAUCCGUCAUGCAGAAACACCAAAGGUUAAGAAGAAUCACACAGCGUGUAGCUUGUCAUAUAUUUCAGGGGGAUGACGCACAUGCAUAUCUUUUUCAAGACAAGUUACGUUCCUUGGAGCCGCUUCUCAGUGCUGGGCCAUGUAUUAAUCACAGAGAAGUGGUCAUCUGCACCAGCCUGCCUCCAGGACGUUAUAUCAUCAUCCCAUCUCUGGAAGAGUGCAACGAGGGAGAGUUUUUAGUCAGACUCCUGACUGAAAAGGGAAACCCUUCUAGGGCAUUGGAAACCAGCAAGGAGGGCAAAGAAAUUUUGACUCUGUCUAUGUGUCCAACUGAAGCUGAGAUUCAGAGCAGGUUCCUUAAGUUUGCAAACCAGGAUUGCAGAAUCAACCCUGUACAGCUUCACAGACUCUUGGCAUCUCUGCUGAGUGAGUUUGUUCCUCUUGUGCCAAGUUUCCCUCCAGAGACCUGCCGAUGCUUGCUAGCCUCUCAGGAUAUAUCAGCUGUGGGUUCCCUGGACUGGGAGCAGUUUUACACACUCUGGAAGAAAAUCAUAGCUGGAAUGCAAAUAUUCUGCAAUGCACAGAAGGACAAGGAUGACAGAAUUUCCAUCGAUCAACUUGUCCCGGCUCUAAAGGCAGCAGGCCUCCCAGUAGAUGAUUUCUUGGUAAGACUUGUCCAGUUAAGAUACGGGGACCAAGCUGGCUUUCUCAGCUAUCAUCAUUUCAUCUGCUGUCUCUUAAAAUUUCAAAGUCUGACCGAGAAGUUCCAGGCUGCAGAUCCCGCAGGCUCUGGCACAGUAACUCUAAGCUACCGUCAGUGGCUACUACUGGCUGUGUACAGCUGAAACAAUCUCCUAGAGAACUAGGACCACGU